Acanthopagrus latus (yellowfin seabream) is the source of this 5622-nucleotide messenger RNA. RefSeq names its product inositol polyphosphate-5-phosphatase Jb (gene inpp5jb). Gene Ontology annotation, biological process: negative regulation of peptidyl-serine phosphorylation; phosphatidylinositol dephosphorylation. Lineage: Eukaryota; Metazoa; Chordata; Actinopteri; Spariformes; Sparidae. The transcript has 13 exons. The record is from RefSeq and is a predicted model, not a curated record. Bases 764 to 2857 code for a protein of 697 amino acids. Gene Ontology annotation, cellular component: plasma membrane; cytoplasm; ruffle. Gene Ontology annotation, molecular function: phosphatidylinositol-3,4,5-trisphosphate 5-phosphatase activity; phosphatidylinositol-4,5-bisphosphate 5-phosphatase activity.
GACCUGCAAGACAUAGAAAAGACCAUUCACUCUACACUGCUGAAUUUGGCGGACGCGGCGCGCGCCCUCGCGGCCCGUGUUUGAUAUCGUCGCCAUGGAAACCAGGUGUGCAGUCGUUUGCGCGAGCGUGUUGUCACCUGCUCGGCGACCGCACGGUGUGACAACCCGCGCGUGUCGCUUCUAGCUGCCGCGGCUCUGUGUGGGUCGGACGGGCUUUACAGUGAUCGGCGGCCGCCUCGUUAGCGGGCAGCGGCUGCUCGUUUACGGAAGCGCGCUCCGUCUCCGUGUCUCCGUCCCGGACGUCUGUUUUAAUUUGAAGGGCACCGGGAGACUGACCGCUGCUGCUGCCGCUGCUGCUGCUGUGUCUUUAAACGCGGGAGGAGCGGAGACGGUUCUGACAUGUAGCCUGCCCCGCAAAUCUGUUCGCCCGCACCGCUCCGAACCCACCUGCUCCCCGCCCGCUGUCAUCACCCCGCUGCUGCUGCUGCUGCUGAGGACGGCGACGGACGGACUGAGGAAGGAAAGGAAGGGAAGGAAAGGAAGGAAGGAAGGGGCUGGGAUGCCGAUGGUUUCAUCUGGAACGGAAAGUUCCUCUUCGUCUUUUUGGCUUCUUGUGAUUUAACACCCUCCAAAAGCAGCGAGGCUCCGGACCGAACCGACCUCUAUACAUCUGCAGAAACGAACGGUUUCCUGGAGGUCCAUCAGCUGUUCAGACCCCCUCCAGCGCUGAGGAGCCACAAACAGGUAAAAGAAAUUUUAAGAAAUGGACCAAGAUAAUCCGAUCCGAAGCCAGACACAAGAGGACAACCCAAAUGGAGCGGCAGAAGCUUCAACAACAGCUCCAGCAUCGGACACAGCGGCUCCGGACACUUCUGCUCAGCCUGCAGCUCCCUCCAGGCCUCGGCGGCCCCAGAGAUGCGCCAAAGUAGAGGGCUCCGUUGACAUCACCGAGCCCAGAGCUGAGCCCGCAGAUGAACCCGCUCCAGCGGCGAACCGGGAAGCGAGCACCCCCGAUGGCAUCGCCGCAAGCCGCCCCAAACCCUCUCGCUCCGCAGCGGGCAAACCUUUAGGGGAGCGCACCGGGCCCAGCAUGAAGGCUGGUCCGAAAGGUCCCGGCCACCACCCGAUGAGGGCUGCCUCAGUCCCCGACCCACACGUCAGCAGGCCUGUGCCCUCUCACCUGAACCUGCAUGCACAGAGAGCUCUCUCUGUAGCAGGUACAGCUGACACUCAGGCCCAGACUGUGGAAGACUUCAGAGUGCACAUCAUCACUUGGAACGUGGGUUCGGCCACGCCUCCUGAUGACAUCACAUCCUUGCUGGGGCUGAACGUGGGUGAUGGAAACACAGACAUGUACAUCAUCGGGCUGCAGGAAGUGAACUCUAUGAUUAACAAAAGGCUGAAAGAUGUCCUCUUCACAGACCAGUGGAGCGAGGUCUGCAUGGAGAGACUCAGCCCCUUUGGUUAUGUGCUGGUGACCUCCCAGCGGAUGCAGGGCUUGUUAUUGCUGGUGUUUGCCAAGUACUUCCAUCUGCCCUUCCUCCGCGGAGUCCAGACUGAAACCACCCGCACUGGCCUGGGGGGUUACUGGGGGAAUAAAGGUGGUGUCAGCGCCCGCAUGUCAGUGUUCGGCCAUACCAUCUGCUUCCUCAACUGCCACCUGCCGGCUCACAUGGAAAACUCAGAGCAGCGCAUGGAGGACUUUGAGAGCAUCCUGCAGCAGCAGCAGUUCGAGGGCCAGGCUGCCACCGGGGUUCUUGACCACGACGUGGUGUUCUGGUUCGGGGAUCUGAAUUUCCGCAUCAAUGACCUGGAAAUGCAAGUGGUGAAAUCAGCCAUUGAUAACAACAAGUUUCCAAUGUUGUGGGAGAAGGAUCAGCUCAAUAUGGCCAAAGACAGUGAGACGGUGUUGGAGGGUUUCCAAGAAGGGCCGCUGAAAUUCCCUCCCACCUACAAAUUUGACACUGGAACAAAUACAUACGACACGAGUGGGAAGAAGCGUAAACCAGCUUGGACCGACCGAAUCCUGUGGCGCUUGAGAGCAACCGCGCCUGCAGGCACAGCGCUCAGCGCAGGGAAGCGUGGCUCCAUGUCGGGGCUGACCAGCGGGGUCAAAGUCACGCAGCACUACUACCGCAGUUACAUGGAAUACACCGUCAGUGACCACAAACCAGUCUCCUCCAUCUUUACCCUGCAGUUCCCAUACAAGGUGGAUGUGCCCCUGGUCACAAUCAUGGUGGAGGAUGAGUGGAAUAGUAUUGCUGAUGCCGUAGCCAAAUUCAAAGUGAUGCCCAACUUCGCUCGCAGCUCCUGGGACUGGAUCGGACUCUACAAGGUGGGUUUCAAGCACCAUAAGGACUAUGUGGGAUACGUGUGGGCCAAGCAAGAGGAGGCUGAUUUUCAGCGACAAGAGCAUCAGGUAACCUUUACCGAGGAGGAACUGCCCAAAGGCUCAGGGGACUUUAUCUUGGGUUACUAUAGCAACAACAUGAGCACCAUUGUGGGUGUAACAGAGCCAUUUCAGAUCCAGCUUCCCACUUCAGGUCCUGACCACAGUUCUUCAGACAGCUCCGACUUCAGCUCAGAGGAUGACAGCACCGUUGUCCUCAUGAAGACGAGGUCCCGCAGCCCCAGUCCACGCAGGAGCAAGCACCGCAGGCAUCGCAGCGGCAGCCACAGCCGCUCCAGCAGCCCUGCACAGGCCAAAAUGAAAGAGCUCAACGUCACUGAUGACUCUCCGUCCAGCACCAUGACAAAAGCUGAGAGUGAGUCCACAGGACGCCCAGCAGAGGGCAGCAGCGGCCAGCUGUGUGCUCCGGGGGAGAAAGGGAAGGACACGGGGGAUUCAGGGCUGUGAUGGCCAGACGAGUCCUGCUGCUGUCACAGGUCACAUAGCCAACUGUUGUGUCUUUUAUUAAAUACAUCCACUUCACUGUAUGUUUUCUCUGAGGAAAAUAUACAGUUUUUGGCACCAUUCUUUUCAGGAACGGCCUUCUGGUUUGCCCAGAAGGCUUACUUUGCCUUGAGUUGUUUUAUUAAACUGUGCACAUUGUAUGUUUUUUUUUUUAUUUUUAUUAUUAUUAUUUGUGAACCUUCACUCUGUCCUGUGUUUCUUCUAUCUUUGUCCGUUCUCAGGUGUGGACAGUACAGGGAGCUGACACCUUAGGAAAUACUCAAGGAUUUAUGGUCAUGUAGAGUAAAAGAGUGGUUACUUAAUACUUUUUAGAAACCAUCCUGCCUAUUUUGUGACAGCGGAUGAAACUCUGCACUGAUGUACCUACUAGUCACGUCAGCAGACUGCGCACAAGCGUUAGACGAUGCUUUUGAGAUAAGAAGUAUGACGCAGAUGUUGCUCGCAAAUCAUUAGUUUGCUUUAGUUGUGGAACAGAUCUGCUCACACCUACAGCCUCGAGGUCUCUAUGGUCCUCUAGGCCAGAGUGAAAAAUGUGUUUCAUUCUGAAACAUCCCAUAAAAGCAUCAAAACUCACUUGCAUCAUACAUUUCUUUGAUUUUGCAAAUGGAGAUAGACUUGGCAGAAUGGUUUUACUCUUGUGCAUAAUAUUCCCAGCUUUGGAAGUUCGGCAUGAAUUACACAGCAACACGAUACUUAACAUGCAGGUAGCAUUUCAGAUGGUCCACCAAUGGGAUUUAAAGUCCCUCCGGGGUGCAUAAAAAAAACAGAGCAGAACCAAAGUAGGUGGAGACUGGGGUUCAGGGUGCUCGGCCGCUAACCCUGGCAGCACAUGUCAGCGUAGAGAGUGAAUGUGAGUGUAAAAAAAAGGCCUUUAAAUAGACUGCCAAAUCAGUGCAAUGGGAUGAGAUGGGUGUGGGAGGCUAGCUGUCAGCUGACACUGCAGAGCUGUCUGGCCAGAACGAGUUCUUUAAUUGUUGGCCACUAACUCUGCUGGUCCAAAUAGAUUGGUAACAGCUACAGCAAUAUCUGACCCAGGAGACCUGCAGUGUAUUUCUUGGACACACAUGCAUUUAUGUGAGUUAAUGGGCCUUAAGUUACUUUAUGAAAAAAAAUUACUCAGUAAUCACAAUGAUCACAUAUCUGUUUUUAUUCCAUUUUUAAAACAGAUUCCGUUUCUGACAUCACUGCAUGAUGUUCUCAGCAUGGACUCUUAGUAAAAAUCACACUGAUAAUCAUCUCUGACAAAUGUGAGCAGGCACUCUACUGUGUAGAGCUUCCACAGGGCUUUGCAUUAUCCAGUAGGCAGGAUAAUACAAAGCUGACAUGUCCCACUAUUGUGAAAUAUCAUAAUGCAAACGUGAUAUUUCAAAUAAACGAAAUGUUCCGUUCUCAUUUUUCAGUCCACUGCUCCGCUGUUUGUUUUCGUGUUUGCUCUCGCUCAGAUUCCCCCUUACUGAUCCUGGUGAUUAGCUGACAGUGACAGUAGUCACAAUAGUCGUGUUGCAUUGUUGCCGUGUGAACUCAGAUGCACCAUCUUAGACUCUUUGUACUUUUGGGCUGUUAGCGUAGGACAGUGUACACUGUUGUAGCUGUAACCUCAGUGUGUAUGUCUGUAAUCAGUUUUUGUGUGUAUGUGUUUUUAUGGGCGCCUGUGUGUGUGUGUGUGUGUGUGUGUUUUGGAUGGUGAGGUCAUGUGUGGGUGUGUGUGUGUGUGUGUGUGUGUAGCUAGCUGUCGCAGUGAAUGGGGUGUGACUGUGUUUGCAUGGUUUGCUGCUGGACAUACUAUACAUUCCGGUACUGUGAUUUCGUGCCGUAAAGUGCUGUUUUUGAUUCCUCUUUGUUAUAAUCGUGGCUGUGAAAAUUGUUAGAAAAACAUGGUAAGGACAGUAUAAAAAAACUUAACUUCAGUAUAAAUGUUAGGAGAAGAAAAUGCAGGGCAGUCGUGCUUGCAUACAUCGGAAAUUGUUUGAAUCAUUUCAUAGUGCAUUCAUGUAUUUUCUUGAUUUUUAAAUGAAAAAUCUAUUGGACCUUUUGUGUAGAGUAACAUGUUUGAAAAUGUUGAUGACUGUAUGACUUUGUCCUACUUUAGGUAAUUUAGUACGAUCAGUUCUGCAGUCAUGACCAUUGCAUAUCUAUCGUGAAAUGUUAAAGAAAAAAAUGUGUCUACAGAAUGUUAUUGUUUUGUAAUGACGUGGCUAAAAUAGAAGAAAUGUGUAUGUAAAGGACAAAUAUUAAGUAUAGUAGAAAACAUAAAAAUAGAAGACAAUCUAUGCCACAAAGAUUAUUUUACCUAAAUUAUUUAUUUAUUUUCUUAAUUAACUGUUAAAUGAGCCUGAAUUCUGCUGGCCAGUGAGGGAGCAUUAUUUCAACGGAAAUGUCAAACGAUGUAACAGAGUAUUGCUGAUUAUUUUCUUUUUUCUAUUAGGAACCAUGAAGAGAGAGUUUGAUUUCUCCAGUUUCCAUUUUAGUCCAUUCAGAUCAAAUGUUGCUGUUAUUGUCUGAAAUGGAGAUUUGUUUAGUCUACAGGUCUUUGUAAAAUUGUGAAUCAAAUCGUCAGAAAUAUAUAUCAUAUAAAAAAUGGUUAAUCUGUGUGAAAAUCAUCCAAUCAGUGAUGUGAGAAGGUUUUUAGGGGUUGCUUGCUUUGUUCUCCAACCCAAAAACUAGUGCAACUCUGUCCAAAGAAAUAAUAUACUCCCUUUCAAAUUGUG